ACUUGUGGGCAGACGCUCUUCUGAAGUUGUCUGGGGAUUCUUGCUGCAGUCCCUGUCAGGAGUGCUUGUGCGCAGGGAAAGAUGGAGAGCAACAUCCACCUGGCUGGACUGCUAAGUCGGCAUGAUGAUGAGGCCACAAGAACAUCCACCUCGGAAGGGCUGGAGGAAGGAGAGGUGGAGGGAGAGACUCUCCUGAUUGUCGAGUCAGAGGAUCAGGCAUCUGUGGACUUAUCUCACGACCAGAGCGGGGAUUCCCUCAACAGCGAUGAAGGAGAUGUGUCGUGGAUGGAGGAGCAGCUGUCUUACUUCUGUGACAAGUGCCAGAAAUGGAUCCCAGCCAGUCAGCUGAGGGAGCAGCUCAGUUACCUUAAGGGCGAUAACUUUUUCAGGUUUACCUGUUCUGAUUGCUCGGCAGAUGGCAAGGAGCAGUCUGAGCGGCUGAAGCUGACGUGGCAGCAAGUGGUCAUGUUGGCAAUGUACAAUUUGUCUCUGGAAGGAAGUGGACGUCAAGGUUAUUUUCGGUGGAAAGAAGAUAUCUGCGCUUUUAUUGAGAAACAUUGGACUUUUUUACUAGGAAACAGGAAGAAGACGUCAACGUGGUGGAGCACAGUAGCAGGUUGCCUCAGUGUGGGAAGUCCUGUGUAUUUCCGUUCAGGUGCUCAGGAGUUUGGGGAGCCUGGAUGGUGGAAACUUGUUCAUAAUAGGCCCCCAACAAUGAGACCCGAGGGAGAGAAGCUGUCUGCCUCCACUUUGAAAGUGAAAGCCUCAAAACCAGCGUUGGAUCCCAUCAUCACUGUUGAGGGACUCCGGAAACGGGCAAGCCGGAAUCCUGUGGAAUCUGCCAUGGAAUUGAAAGAGAAGCGGUCUCGAACACAGGAAGCAAAAGACAUCAGAAGAGCACAGAAGGAAGCAGCUGGCCUCCUUGACAGGAGCACCUCCUCUACCCCUGUCAAGUUCAUAAGCCGAGCCCGGAGGCCAGACAUGGUUCUGGAGAAAGGGGAAGUGAUUGACUUUUCAUCUCUGAGCUCCUCAGACCGCACCCCCCUCACAAGCCCAUCUCCUUCCCCCUCUCUGGAUUUCUCUGCCCCUGGGACACCUGCCUCGCAUUCAGCCACACCUAGCCUGCUUUCUGAAGCCGAUCUCAUCCCAGAUGUGAUGCCACCCCAGGCCUUGUUUCAUGAUGAUGAUGAGCUGGAAGGAGACGGAGUUAUAGACCCAGGGAUGGAGUACAUCCCACCCCCAGCUGGGUCAGCAGCUUCCGGGCUGGUUGGGAGCAGAAAGAAGGUCAGAGCUCCUGAACAGAUAAAACAGGAGGUGGACAGUGACGAGGAGAAGCCAGACAGGAUGGAUGGAGAUAGUGAAGACACAGAUUCAAACGCUUCUUUGCACACUAGGGCUCGAGAAAAGAGGAAGCCACCCCUGGAGAAGGACGUGAAGCCCAAGGGGCCCAGGUAUACACCUGUGAGCAUCUAUGAGGAGAAGCUGCUGCUUAAGAGGCUGGAGGCAUGCCCCAGUGCUGUGGCUAUGACCCCAGAAGCCCGGAGGCUGAAGCGGAAACUGAUCAUCAGGCAGGCAAAGAGGGAUCGGGGUUUACCACUGUUUGACUUGGACGAGGUUGUGAAUGCUGCGCUUCUGUUAGUCGAUGGGAUUUAUGGAACCAAAGACGGAGGAGCAUCCCGGCUUCCAGCUGGACAAGCUACAUACCGUACCACCUGCCAGGACUUCAGAAUCCUUGACCGAUACCAGACUGCCUUACCAACCAGGAAAGGAUUCCGGCACCAGACCACCAGAUUUUUAUAUCGUUUGGUGGGAUCAGAAGAUAUGGCUGUGGACCAAAGUAUUGUCAGCCCGUAUACUUCUCGGAUCCUGAAGCCUUAUAUCAGACGUGAUUAUGAGACAAAGCCACCCAAACUCCAGCUCCUGUCCCAGAUUCGUUCCCACCUGCACAGGAGUGACCCUCACUGGACACCUGAGCCUGACGCACCUCUCGAUUACUGCUACGUCCGACCAAAUCACAUCCCAACCAUCAACUCCAUGUGUCAGGAGUUUUUCUGGCCUGGCAUUGACCUGUCGGAGUGUCUGCAGUAUCCAGACUUCAGUGUUGUAGUCCUUUAUAAAAAAGUCAUUGUUGCCUUUGGCUUCAUGGUUCCAGACGUGAAGUACAAUGAAGCUUACAUUUCAUUUCUGCUUGUCCAUCCUGAAUGGAGAAGAGCCGGGAUUGCCACGUUCAUGAUCUAUCAUCUGAUUCAGACAUGCAUGGGCAAGGAUGUGACUCUGCACGUCUCAGCAAGCAACCCUGCCAUGCUGCUGUAUCAGAAAUUUGGCUUCAAGACGGAGGAGUAUGUUCUGGACUUUUAUGAUAAGUAUUACCCACUGGAGAGUACAGAGUGUAAACAUGCGUUCUUCCUGAGGCUCCGCCGCUGAGGUGAACCUAGUUCUUCCCAGAGGACAGUGGAUGCUGUCAGAGAAUGGGCCUUCAGGAGUGUGCAGGCAGUGGUCCUCACAGUGGGCCUGGUCGCCAGCUGGGCCAGUGAAGCCGUGUUCAGUGGUACAGGUAGGAAGCUUCCAUCCAGAAACCCUCCAGCAGCAUCCUGGACUCCUCUUUCCACACAGUAGUGCAUGAGCACAUGAGGGCUGCUGAAACAAAGCCUUUGAGAAAGGGCCUGCUCGUCCUGGGUUAGAGCUCAAGAAACCUGAAAGGCGCUGAGGGCUCGCAGUGCCCACGUGGCCUUCUACUGUCCUGGGAUGAGAGAUUAUAAGGAAUGGUUCCUGCCCUGCUCCAGCCUGCGGUGUGCUGUCAUGCAAUCCCAGGAACUAUGGGGCAUGGAGUCCUUCUACCUCUUGCUGACUUUGGUCCCAGUCAGGAGGAAGAAAUUCAAUGUUUAUCUCCAUGCUUCUUGACAUGGGCUACCUGUUAGCAUCUCCUUGCAGGAACAGUGGCCUGGUAUAAUUUUCCUUGGCAUGGCCCGGGAACAUAGCUAGAGAGGAACGGUUAAGCUCGACACAGUAGAUGCCUGGCCUGGCCCUUGCCCUGCCCAGAACAGUUGCCUCAUAGCAGUGGAGGUGUGGAGUGGUGCAGGCAGUACUGGAGGCCCCAUCAACAGGAUGAAGCUGCUUCCUAUGCUGCAGGUGUCUCUGGACCCUGGAAGUGCAUUUCCAAAAGCAUCAGAUAUUCUCAAAUAAAACCUUACCGAGUAUCAGCUCACAGCCGGGCUUCAGCUCAGUCAUUGGCGCUCAUCUUGUCUUUAAUUAGGAGCAGCGGCUGCUUUCUUUCCCUGUGGACUUGGGUUGGGUUGAGAAUCCCGAGAGAGCCGGAUGCUCCUAGGAUGCUGCCAUGCCGUUUAAAACUUCACCACAUGGAACAUUAUUUGGAUCUUCUGCCCGUGGACUCUGCCUGCAGCUCGAACCCCUGUGUUGAGGGCAGCGUUUUUCUGUCACCUGGAACAACAGUUGAGGCUCUGUUUCUUUGAGAAUUUAGAGCAGCACCGUCUAGCGUUUUCCUAUUUUCUUCUUCCUUCUUCCCAAGCACAUUCUACCUUUUAAAGGUUUUUGUCGAUAAUGGGUCAUAAGCCCUGUUUUAGUUCCUUUUCUAUUGCUCCAAUAAGACACCAUGACCAAAGCAACUUAUCAGAGAGUUUAGUGGAGGCUUGCAGUUCCAGAGGUUUAGAGUCCAUGACCACCAUGGUAACGGAGCUUGGCAGCAGGCAUGCAGACAGACAUGGCGCUGGAACAGUGGCUGAGAGCAGACAUCUUGAGACAAGCAUGAAGCAGAGAGAAAGCUAACUGAUGGUGUGGGCUUUGGACAUGAAAAAGCCCACUCGAAGUAGCACGCCUCCAGCUACAAGCCCACACCUACUUCUUCCCCGACAGCUCCACCAGCUGGGGACCAAGCACUCAAACAUACCGAUGGGGCUGCUCAUUCAAACAACCAUAAGCCCCGUGAAGUAAAAUUGAGGAAGUCACAUUUCCCGAACCUGGGAUCCAGCUUUCAGCUGUCUCGGGUGAAUCAAACACCAGUGUGGUAGAGUGGCUUGGGGAUAUCUCCAGCUUCUGGUGCCGAGGAAGGCCAUGAUUAUGGUUGCUUUAAUUCUACUUUACACCCAUUUUUAAGGGCUUCGCCUUUCCCCUUCAUACAGUGCAGCUUUAUCUCCUCCUAUUUUACAUAUUUUUAAACAUUAUUUUUUUAUUUUAUAUAUAUGAGUGUUAAGAGUAAUUCCCAGGUCUUGUAUGGUACACCACCACUUAUUUAGUUAGGUAUUUCUGAAAAUUACACGUUUUCUUAUUAUCUCACGCUGCUGCUUACUGUCAGUCUGUAUUAGUCAGGGUUCUCAAAAGGGACAGAACUGCUAGGAUGAGUGUGUGUGUGUGUGAUGUAUGUGUAUAUAUAGAACAAAAUACAAACAUUUGUCAGUUAUGAUAUAUACAUAUAUGCAUAUAUAUAUAUUUAAGGAGGAUGUAUUAGACUGGCUUAUGGGAUGGCAUCUGCGUAGUCUUAGGACGGAAGGGCUGAAAGUCUGGUAGUUGUCUAGUUCAGAAGGCUGAAUGACUUUGCAGUCCCCAUCUGGGGCUGGAGACCGAGAGGAUUCCUGGAGGGCUACCAGUCUCUAUCGGAGUCCUGAAAGAGUUGAACUUAAUACCGGCCACAGCAACAGGGUAGGCGAACUUGCCAGCAAGGGUGAGGGCAAGCAGGCAAAAAGCAAAGCUUCCUUUUCCCAUGUCCUUGAUGAGGGCUGAUACCAUAAGUGUGCUCCAGAUCUAGGAUGGGUUUGCCUUCUUCAGAUAAUAAGAAAAUCCCUCACAGGUGUAGUCAGCUUUACAAGAUUAACCAUUACUGGCCCAUUCUUUGUUCUGCAACCUUGACCCAUUCAUAUCUCAUGCUUAAUUUCCAAAUGAAAACAACCAGGUCAUAACUCUGCUUAAUAUUAUACAACUGUCCCAUGUACAACUGCAAGUAUAUCAUAUAUUUUAGAAUAGGUGGCAAAGUCCUUUGAGGAAUGUUUAGUCUUUUAAUUAUAAUAUAGAUUUACAGCACUUAGCCACUAAUGUUAUCUCAGUGUCACGUGAAAUGAUAAUAAAGGAAAGGAUAUAAAUAUUU
Messenger RNA from Microtus ochrogaster (prairie vole), 5095 nucleotides. It is a transcript of the gene Kat14, whose product is annotated as lysine acetyltransferase 14. Gene Ontology annotation, molecular function: histone acetyltransferase activity. NCBI's taxonomy places the organism in Eukaryota, Metazoa, Chordata, Mammalia, Rodentia, Cricetidae. The record is from RefSeq and is a predicted model, not a curated record.